Mya arenaria is the source of this 7416-nucleotide messenger RNA. RefSeq names its product fibrinogen alpha chain-like. The record is from RefSeq and is a predicted model, not a curated record. Bases 140 to 2296 code for a protein of 718 amino acids. The transcript is spliced from 18 exons. Lineage: Eukaryota; Metazoa; Mollusca; Bivalvia; Myida; Myidae.
CUGAUGCUCGAAAUAGCUGCUUAUAUAAGAGUGCUGGUGCAUCCCAGCUAUCAGAACGCGGAUGUUUGCUUGCUUAACCAUUCGAAAAGUGCAGAACAGGAUAAAAUAAUUGCGUAGUUAUCAUUCUCAUUGGAUAAGAAUGAUUUGGUUACAUCCAUGCGUUGUUGUGGUGUCGUUGAUGCUGGCAACCUGUGAGGCAGACAGGUUGGGUCGAUUGGAGCGUCAAAUGACACUGAUGAAAUCCUUUCAGUCCUACGUUGAAGUGAGAUUGGACACAAUUGAAGGAGACUUUGGUGCAUUAACCGAAAGAGUGUCAACUCUUGAAUCAAUAGUUAAAACCUCCGAAAACGAUACUGGAGGGACUGACAAUUCAAAGAAUGGGCAAACGAAAGGAACAAUAAAUACACAAUCUGAUUUGAACGAUAUCAAAACUUCCCUCCAAAUGUAUAAGCAUUCGUUUCAAAAACAUAAAAAGGAAAUACUCAAUGUUAAAUAUGAUGUCAAAGACUCAUUUUCGGUAUUUCUGUCGAAUGCAUCCAAAACUGUUGACACAUUAGUCAAAACUGUCAGAGACCAUUUAAGAAACAGCGCAGAUAAUAUAUCAGCUUCUUUGGAAAAGAACGUCUAUGCAACACGGGCACAUGUCCAAAACGAAACGAUUCAGCUAGAAAAGAAGGUUGAAGAGCUAAUAGGCAGAGCAAAUGAAGUUGUUGGCAUCAUUGAUGAGCAGAGAUCUACAAUAGAAGACGGUAUAAUGGUCACCAUCAGGGGGCUUCACAUUUCCUGGAGUGACUGGUCUGCAUGGUCCGACUGUUCUCAGUCAUGUGACAGGGGCAGGAAAAGUAGACACAGGUCAUGUAAUGUACCUCCACUUUUUACUGAUGGCAUUUUUACUGGUGAUGAUACAGAAACAGAGGAAUGCGUCAUUCACGAGUUUUGUCCAUAUUUGAGUGAAUGGUCACCAUGGUCCCGAUGUUCCCGAACAUGUUACAAUGGAACAACGACGAGAGACAGAACAUGCCAUGCUCCAGCUUCGAUCACCGCUACAUGCCAAGGAAAUAUAACUGAAAAUCAGACAUGCCUGACGUCAGUCGAAUGUCCAGUGGAUGGCCAAUGGGAUAUAUGGUCCACAUGGAGCACCUGUUCUUUGUCCUGUGGUGACGGCGUGGAGACCAGAAACCGAUCUUGCUCCGAUCCAAGUCCAUCUCAUGGCGGGAAACCGUGCCCGGGACCUGACUUUGAAACACAACCAUGCAACUUGCAGCAGUGUAUCGUUCAUGACUGCAGCGAUGUGUUAAAACGAGGCUUGUCACGUGGUUCGGGUGUGUACAAAAUCACGCCCUGGAAUACGCACAAGGAAGUGGAAGUUUACUGCGAUAUGGACACCGAUGGUGGUGGCUGGACGGUGUUUCAAAGACGAUUUGAUAUGUCUGUUGACUUCAACAGGGGCUUUGUGGAGUACGAGCAGGGUUUUGGCUCACUGGAUGGUGAAUUGUGGAUUGGUCUGGAUCUUCUUCACUCCAUUACAAGCCGGGCUAACAUGACCUUACGCAUUGACUUGAGUUUACCAGACGGAACUACUGGAUUCGACGAGUACUCGGGGUUUUAUAUUUCUCCACCAGACCAAUACAUCUUCAACGUUGAUAGGAGGAUCAACUCAGCAGGAAUGUCCGGUUCCUAUCUUCUCUCCGACAUCGGUGAUGAUCAGAAUAUCAACCACCAGCCGUUUUCAACAUACGAUAGAGACGUGGACAAGUGGUCGUCUUAUAACUGUGCCCGAUACCAUGGAGGAGGCUGGUGGUACAAUAACUGCGCGCGCAGUGACCUGAAUGGACAGUACAAUAUUGGCAGAUUGAAUUAUUAUGACUGUAUCCUUUUCAGAUUGAAUUAUUAUGACUGUAUCGAUAACUGCCAGUGCGACGACUGUAAAUUGUACAGACAGAAGAUGGAUUUGAAUGAUUCCAAUGCCAUGAACUGUGAGAUGGAUGAGAUGGCUAACACCGUAAAAACACAGAAAUCAGACAACAGCAAUACCUUACCGCAACAAACCGAAUCGAUGAGUGUUGAUAUGUUGGAUAAGGAAAUGUUCAUGAAUUAUUAUGAAAUGUUCAAACCGCAGAUGGAUUUAAACGAUUCCAGUUCCAAUGCGGGAAUGAAAAGAAAAGUGGAAAAUGGUGAGAUGGAUAACAUUGUAAAAAGACAGAAAAUAGAAUACAGCAAUACCUCCCCCCAGCAAACCGAAUCGAUGAGAGUUGGUAUGUUUGACAAGGACAAUGACUGUAUGGAUCUUGUUUGAUAUUUAUGCAAAAAGCUACAAUGUGCUUCUAUUUGAAAUAAAUGAACAUAAAACCAAUAUGAAAGUUUUGACGAUGAAUAAUAUCGAUGAAUUAUUUUUUUGCUAUUAUAAGGUCUCCAAAUUGUGCACUGGUUACAAACAAUCUACAAUCUACAACAUGUCAAGCAAAUCAUCUCCUCAGCACUACUCAACUGAAGACGAAAAACUACAAGCAAUGGCAGAAGACUAUUUGCGAGAUGCGGCAGAGUCUUGUAUGGAUGUGAGCAUGGAUGAGAAAGAAUUCAGCGCAGUAAAAGUAAAAGCAGACGUUCUUACUCCACCUGCUAGCCCGAUAAGGAAGAGGUUCAAUGCAUGGGAAGGAAAAGAUGAAGCUACAGCUGUUGUCCUUUCAGAUGAUGACGAUAUCGAGGAUGGGAAUUUUAGCGAUGAUCUUGAAAAUUCUUCGCCGGCUUCCCCUUUGGAUCAUGAUAAAGUUGCGAAAAUACUUGAACAAAUAUACACUAUUCAGGAGUCAAAAUAUGAGGCAGACCAGAUCAGGAGGUGCGUUGAAAUGUACAGAGAGAUCAAGUAUUGUGAGACGGAAGAAGCGAGGACAGCACUGAGACACAGUUCAAACGAUUAUGCUGAACCUGAGAUUCUAAACGAUUUUCUGUUGAAGCACAUAGGCUAUAUGUGGGAAACGAUAAAACCGUAUUUAUGAACAAUGAACCUGGGGACUCUGAGUAUCAGGACUUUGGAGACAUUUAGUGUGAUAUGAUGUUUCAAGUUUUUGUAGAUAACGAUUCAAUUGUAAAAUAAACAUGAAAAAAUGAAAUAUUCUUUGUCUUGUGUUUUCGUAAAUGUGUAAAACGCAGCAAAUAUAGACAAUAGUUUAUUGUGUCACCAACGGUUAAGACUUGCCAUGUUACUGUUGUCAAAACAUUUGAAUUACAUAAACUGAAUGAAAUUGACUUGACACUAUAUUAGUGAAAUAUUUUUGAACCUUUUAAAUAAAGUAUGGCUCACAACAACGGUAAAAAAAACUCAAAAUGUAUUUCGUAUGAUAAGAGACUCGGAAAACGUUUCAGAGCUUGUCAUUGGUGCGGUGGCUACAGUAACAUUGACUAUCGCUUGCUCGUUAUGAAACAAUGUGCAUUCGAACAUUCCGCGUGUCCAAGCUGUUUUGAUAAAUACAACGGCUUUUGUCCCGCUUGUUGGAUAAACCACCCGGCACGAAAAAUGAAUAGAAGAAACAUUAAACGUUACUACAAAAGAUUGGGUAACUCAGAAGGAAAAGAUUAUCUGGCCAGAAUCAAGCAAAGCGCAAGAGAACAGUUUAAGCAAAACGUACUGAGAUUUGCGUUUCUAAGACUUAGGAUAACAAAAAAUUAACAUAAAAAACGAAUGCUUUGAAAUUGCUUUUUAUUGAAUUUUGUAAUAUUCACUUGUAAGUGGCAGAAGUAAAGUAAUUCAUGAAAAAUCUUGAGUGUUUUCGUUGAAUAGUUCCAUACAGGCAGCUUCGUCUAAGGAUUGCAGGUUGUCUGUUUGAGAUUUCAAGCGCAAAACUUCGUCUUCCAAUGCCGUGUUAUUUUGCUUAAGCUGAUUGUUUUCCGCAGUCAGCUGUGACAGAUUCAAUGUCAAGCGUGUAACUUCGUCCUGCAAUAGUUGACUAUCGUCCGUAUUCGAGUUGUGCACAUGAGUUUGCUUAUACCGAUCGUUCUCUCUGAUCAACCUAAACACCUUUUGCUGUAGUGCGCCACAUUUCUUGCGAUACUCGGUCGUUUCUAGUUUGUUUUGCAGAAAAGUUUUUUCGAUAUUGUCAAGUAUUGAGACGAUUUCUUUGAACGUAGACUCGUGCUUGUUAUCACCCAUACAUAGUCUCGCUACGAAGCCGGUUAUUUGUAAAUUAAGGUUGCUUAUGUCCGUCAUGUUUGUAUUGUGAGCUAGUUCACUGUAAGUGUUAUAUAUCGUGGAAAGAAAACACACAAAAAGUGAAUUACUUUGUUAUGAUAUAAUGACUGUUGUUAAGAUUAGUGUCAUACACACUCUCAAACAAUUAUGUCGAGCCAAUCAGCCACUCAUUCUGAUGAUGAUUAUUUCGAGCGUGUUGUAAUCGAAUACUGUAACGGUGAUUGUUCUGAUGAUGAUUCUGCUGGUGAUUCUUUCAAGGAAAUUGAAGCCGAAUAUGAAGAUACAUAUACGUAUUAUGACAUAUUGAAUCGUGUACAGGAUGCUUUAGCAGGCAUGGACAAAGGUAAACUUAUGGAAAAGUAUGAAGGUGGAUAUAUAUUCAGCAAUGGUAGAAGUGUAGAUAUCAAAUACAUGGACAAAGGACAGUCGUACGUAGUAUCUGAUUUGUUUAGAAGUCGCAAGGAACACAUUACCUACGAGAUAAUUGAACUCAAAUAUGGGAGUUUUGACAACACGAAAUAUGAAAGUAAAGAGUUUGAUCCACCAGUAGUGAUAGUUUUCAGUAAUGAUGUUCCAUGUUUGAAGAAAUUUCCAACGUAUCGAUGGUGCGUGUGGAAUAUUAUAGACAAUAGACUGAAAAGUUAUGAUCGAGAAAUGUGUCAAUGCAAAUGUUGUAGAAAUUCUUCCACAUCAACACCGAAAAAAGAAAAGAUAAAACACUAAAGAAAUUUUAAAGAUAAAUGUCUUUACGAGAUGUUUAUUUCCUGAAAAUUAAAAUAACAAUUACUAAUAUAACUACUCUGUCCCCAUCUCCGUCUUUAGUCUCCACUCAAUAGAUAGUUGGAGACAACGCAUUAUUUUUUUCAUAUUAUAAGGCUUGAAAUUUGUUACUUGUCAUACACAUUCUCAAACAAUUAUGUCCAGUCAAGCAUCGACACAGCAAACAACGCCUUGUGAGAACACCAGUGAAAACGAGCAAAAAAGCGAAUCUUGUUCUCAGCAACCCAUGAAUGAUAUCAAUGAAUAUGAAAAAAUGAUGGAGAUGGCAGAAGAUUAUUUGCGAGAUGCUGAAGAACAAAAAUCGAGCGAAAUCGAAUCCAUGCAAGUUGACAACCCAGACGGGGCAGCUUGUUAUAUGAGAAAUUGCUGCGUUUGUGACGGAUACUGUUAUGAUAGUGAUAAUUUUGAAGACAUUGAGAACGUAGACGAGGAAGUAAAAAUUGACGAAAUUGAACCAAGCAUUCAAGUAAAUCAAUUUCAGUUCACCGAACGACACAAGGAAAAACUAAUAAAAGCUAUUGAUAUUUUCUCUGAAGGAAGAUUAACGAGAAAACGGAACACUCGCCACCUGAAACAUUUGCAAACAACUCCUAUUCAGACAAGUGGAACAAGAGAUGUUUACAACUGGGUAUCAGGAUUGAAAUUUUGCGCUAUCUCGGAACACAAAAACCCAGUCGGCUACCCGUGUACCUAUUACAUCAGAAUCAAACAGAACGAGUCAAAUAAAUCCGUUCGAUGUUUUUUGUAUUGCCAUUGCUUUAGCACGCGAUGCCAGAAUCUUGUUGUUUCAAAAUGUAUAUGGAAUUUUAACAUCGAAAUACAAUGAUAAUAAGCAGAUCAUGUGUUGUUUCAUUUAAUUUCAAAAAUAUUGCAUAUGUUCACGAAACAUUUUUUGAUUACAGUAAAUAGCUUUCAGUAUAUGGUCAUACUUAGCCAUGCUUGAAAAGACAUUUGAUAUAGCCGCCCUUAAGACACGAUUAGGUAAAUGCAUGGUACAUGGCUUAAAAUAAUGCUAUGAGUGGAACGAAUAUAGUUCAUAUAUAAAACUUAUAUUUUCUUCUCAUGUCAUACUUGUCAAAACCUACUGAUCUAGUAUAUACAAAUUAUGGGUUUCAAGAAAACAAUAAAAACGUGUUUAAAGAAGUUGCUAAGAAGGUCUGGUGCAAAACAGAAAAAUAUGGACAGUGUGCAAUUGAAUGCGAACAUCAAUAUGGCAACUGAAAUCCACACGUGCCCGAAACUAUAUCCAUGUUUGAUUUGUUUCAACAAGGGGGAUGCUGAGAAAACAGAACAGAGAGCCCCAAGCCAUCAGUGCCCUGAACUGUACCCCUGUUUGGUGUGUUUGGUGCAAGAAGACUCGUCGAGUGUUGACAAAACUUACAAAGUUGUUGAAAAGCUCAGUAGCAGAGACUUAGAGAGAAAUGAGAAUCACGAAGCACUUCGCCAGUUCUUCGCCAGGCGUGGGAGGCAAUUUGUGCCAAAACAGUUUUAACAAUAAAUUGAGUGAUGAACAGACAAUGAAUAGUAACAAAAUAAAAUGUAUGAACUGUUCGUGUUUUAUUGUGUUUAUCUAUAGUAAUCUAGUUGGGAUCACUUAAGCUUCAAGAACAACUAUGCUUGCACAUAGUUAUCAAACGAGUAAUGGUCAUAUGGUCAUAUAUAUAUGUGCAAAUCGCUAUGCAUAACUCCUCAAAGAUACACAGAAUGUAUCGUAAAAUGCUACAAAGUACGAUACUUAAGCAAAAUAAAACAUGAAAUAAAGUAAAACAAUCACAGAAUAAUGUUACGAUUUUCGGUACAAGCUAUACUGAGCUGAUUAUUAUAAGGGAAAGUGUUGUCUGUCGUAUUCACUUGGAUACGGUUGAACCAUGUAAACAAUACUCUUUGUGUGUAAAAUUUGGGAUAUUUUCUGUGUUUGAAGAGUUCUCGCUGUGCGCUGGUCGGCCAUCUUGAAAAAUAAAUUGUGAAGGUCGUAUUUCCAGCUUUCCUGCGAGACGGCAGUUCAGAUGCAGUCGUCCUGUGUGUCAGAAAGCUGGUGAUCAAAAUGGUUGAAGGCAGUACCCAAGAAAGUACAUUUACAAAGUUGUGAGGAGUAACCUAGCCUAUAUAACCUGAAGCUCACCCAAUAUGCAGUGUGUUCUGCUCUGUCAAUAACAACUCUGUAUGGCUGGUCUGACCUCAGUGGAGGUUGUUCGUUUAAAUGGUUUCGGGACAUUGAAGUAAAACAACACGAGAAUGUCCCACCAAGAGUGAAGGGCUGCCUGUUUGCUUCAGAUUCCCAGUCCUCCUCGCUGAUGAUUUCUGAAGUCCUUACGCAGUCACCCCAGUCUUCAACCUCAGUUUGUACAGAUGAGAUGCCAUACACAGGGGAUCCGACAGAAGACAGCAGACAGAAUUCGUCGAUCUAUUUGAAAUGUCAUUGUUUAUUUGAAAAAAGAUACCUAUCCACA